ACCCGGCGAUACGAUGAGUGGCUGUACAAGACGGUGCAAGACGAUAUCUGCGCAGGACCACAUUGGGGGCUUGCAAGCGAAGUCACGGACCAAAGUCAUUUGAUUCUGGCAAUAGGGUGAGUGGUGGGUGAUAUUCAUGAUCUCCAUUUACAUUCAUCACUAUCACGAUUGCGAUAUUUGCAUUUCUCCAAUUUGCGGCUGUCCGGUCGCGUGCUGGUGCUUCCAUCCAUUCAGAGGUUUCAAAAUUGUGAUUGCCAGCGGUGCGAUGGCUUGCAUGAAGCGCAUGCGGUGCGCCAUCGUCAGAGAGAUGGCCAUACAUACUCACACUACACUAUACGGCCUCACCCAAGUAAGAUUCACUCACAUCAGAUCUUCUGCUCAGAAACAGUCUUUAGCACUUGCACUUGCACGGUUGAUUUGGACACGCAACGACAAAAGCGACUGGAGCCCCGCGGAGAUUGAAUUAGCUGCAUGCACUUAUAUAGACCCUGCGCAAUUCGUCGCAUUAAUGCUCCUUCUGCGUUGCACUUGUGGACUUCUUGGCUCGCAGAAGCUUUUGUAUGUACGGUAUCCGGGUUUUGCUGUAGCGCGAUGCGGGGACCCAUCGCGGUCGCGAGUCGCAAGAUCUAAGCACGAACCAUCACGUAUCGCUGUACGGAUGGAUGGAGUCACAAGUCACGAGUCACUAGUAGUCUUCUAGCGGCCGGAGUGGGCAGUUUGCGUACAGGAAGGACACCAAAAGCGAGACAGGGGCCGAGCAGUG
Molecule: messenger RNA, 763 nt
Organism: Ceraceosorus guamensis
Lineage: Eukaryota; Fungi; Basidiomycota; Exobasidiomycetes; Ceraceosorales; Ceraceosoraceae
Exons: 1
Coding region: 137-700 (187 amino acids)
Source: RefSeq, a predicted model, not a curated record